CGCUCGCCAGUCAUCGAGCGGCCGCCGUAUGAGAUGCUACCGUGAAGCUCCGGACUUUAUUUCUAAAUUCAUAAAGACAUGCGCGCAUAGAUUAACGUAAUUCUUGAAUAAAAACGUUUAUUUUUAUUGGAUUUCAGUGACAAAAUUCUGUGGCAGUGUAGUGUUUUUUGUUUGUAGUCACUGUUUUAAGUUCCUUAUACUGAUCUCGAUUUAUGCUUGUGGUGUGUUUAUGUUGGGAUCGCGGCGCCCGUUCCGUUCGGCGUGUUGGAGGGACGUCGCCCUCGAAGAAUUCUAGGAGAUGAAGCGGCGGUCGUUGUCGAAGUGUGCGAAGGCGCAGGUGAGGUGAAGUGAACGUGGGUGAAGCUGGGUGGAGCUGGGUGAGAUGGAUCACGCGGUGAAGGCGAUGUCUGACCGGGGUCCGGUGGCGCGGCUAUUCACUCGCCGUCGCUUCGAAUCCGUCGAGUUAGAGGAACUCUACGCUCGGUACGCCUGCAAACUCCAGCGUACAUCUGUGGUAUAUGCCCUCGCGCUUUGGGCUGUUCUGGCCGCUGCACUGGCUGCAGUUGAUGCUACUCGAGGCUGGAAACGAGCACCUCAGGUCGGCGUCCUUAGUGCUCAUGCACUUCUCUGCGCUGGUCUCGCUUGGUGGUGUGGUCGUUCUGGGGGUGUGACUCCUGAGCGACGCUUGCCCCGGGCGUGCUGGCUAGCUCUGGCUGGUGGUGGAACAGCUUUAGCAGCAACGUUGCCAGUAUGGAGCCCUGGCUCGGCGGCAGAGGGUGCUGUCCACGUGGUGUGGGCCGUGUUCGCCGCCUACGCCCUUCUUCCUGUGGGCGCGCCUGUUGCAGCGGCCUUCGGUCUUCUGUUGCCGAUAGCACACACCAUUGCUGCCGCACUAGUGGCUCAUCGAUUUCCCUACCACAUAUGGCAGCAGAUGGUGGGUAACGUAGCGGUGUUCAUUUGCGUGAACGUGGUAGGGGCUUUGAUGCACUCUCUCAUGGAGACAGCACAGCGGCGAGCUUUCCUGGAUACGAGGAACUGCAUCGCCGCCAGACUUGACAUGGAAGAUGAGAAUGAAAAACUGGAAAGGUUACUGCUCUCAGUUCUACCACAGCACGUCGCGGUCGAGAUGAAAAACGAUAUAAUAUCUCCAGUAGAAGGACAGUUCCACAAGAUCUACAUUCAGAAUCAUGAGCAAGUCAGUAUUUUAUUUGCGGAUAUCGUCGGUUUCACCGUACUGGCGUCGCAGUGCAGCGCUCAGGAGUUGGUGCGGCUUCUCAACGAGCUCUUCGGCAGAUUCGAUCAACUUGCUAACGACAACCACUGUCUUCGCAUCAAAAUCCUGGGUGACUGUUACUACUGCGUGUCCGGGUUGCCGGAGCCUCGAUCAGAUCACGCUCGUUGCACAGUCGAGAUGGGACUAGACAUGAUAGACGCCAUCGCUUCUGUGGUAGAAGCGACAGACGUCCAAUUGAAUAUGCGAGUUGGUAUUCACACUGGGCGGGUGCUCUGCGGCGUGCUUGGUCUACGGAAAUGGCAGUACGAUGUUUGGUCCAAUGACGUCACACUCGCAAACAAUAUGGAGGCCGGAGGGGAGCCGGGUCGAGUUCAUAUAACGCAAGCGACUCUAGAAUGUCUCGGCGGCGCUUACGAAGUGGAACCAGGCCAUGGAGCUAGUCGGAACGCCUAUCUACGUGAUCAUUCCGUACAGACGUAUUUCAUCAUCCCUCCUCCACGACGGAGAAAAAUGUGCCUGUCUGCUGGUGUCGGUCUGGGCUCAGGGUCCCGACGCAAGCUGUCUUUUAAAAACGUAUCCAACGUAGUAGUCCAGCUAUUACAUUCUAUCAAGUUCAAUGUAGAUGUACCCUUUUCGAACAUGGCCGCAUCGCCACAGGAGCUAAAGGCAAACGCUGCUAGGAAGGUGCUGGACCUGCGGAGAGCGCUGCACGCGGAGCCUGGCUCGGCGGAGGCGCUGCGGCUGGCUGCUCUGCGCGGCGACCACGUGAGCGCCCCGCCCCCUGCUCCUGCAGCCCCCGCAGCCCCCGCCCACGCCCCGCACCACCACACCUUCGACGCCGUCAUGCAGCACCACGCCCUACGCACACACGCAACGAAUAAGGUAACGGAGAAAUUCAAGCGGCCGCUGAAAAAGCGUCAUUCGUCUGUUUACCACCAGCCCACUAACCGCGUCAACAAGUAUCUCGCGCAAGCCAUCGAUGCGAGAUCCGUGCAUCGUGAGAAGGCUACGCACGUUCACCUCCUCACGCUCUGUUUCAAAGAAGGGAGUGACAAGGAAGCACAAUAUCGAGCUUCGACUGACGGUGGCUGGGCGGGGUCCCUCAGUGCCGCUCUCGGAGCUCUGGCCGCUGCAGGGGCGCUCCAAGCUGCUAUACUACCUCGGACCACCAUACUUCUUCUCCUAUUUGUGACAGCGUUUGCCUGGUCUGCCGCCGUCUUGGCCCUUACUCUUGCCGCUCGACUGAGACUCAUACCUUGCGAUGUAUCCAGACCUUUUGCUCUCAGGAAUGCUAUUACUACUUUCACCAUCGUUCUUGGUUACGCUGUUGGACAAGUUAAUGUCAUAACGUGUCGUGAGAUCGACGUUUGUAAAAAGAUAUCAGAGAACACGACCUCGAUGGAGGAAGUAAGAUCCGCUACCGGCGAUGUCGCAGCUGCUUUGUGGAGUAGUAACGAUCAUUUGGCGUGUCCUAUACCCUUGUAUAUAACGCUGGGUUGCUGUCUCAGUAUGCUGACUGUGGCUGUGUUUCUGCGCUUGCCGAUUUUGGUGAAAGGAAUACUUCUAGCUGUCAUGACAGCCGGAUACGUAGCUGUUAUUUUGGGAUUUCAUAGAGAUAUCUUCGACUGUUACGACCUCAUGACGGGCACGGGUCCAAUAUCAUCGUCAUACUCUUCGUGUGCGUGGACGAUAGCGCUGGCGCUGGCCGUGUUGCUUCACGCUCGUCAGACCGAGUGGACCGCCAGGCUAGACUUCUUGUGGCAGGUUCAGGCGCGAGGAAAAAGAGAAAUGGAUGCACUGCAGGCAUCUAACCGAAGGAUAUUAUUUAAUUUACUGCCAGCUCACGUCGCAACACAUUUCUUAGAUAACCAAUUCAGAACAAACAUGGAUCUGUACCAUCAAUCGUACCAACGUGUGGGCGUGGUCUUCGCUUCAAUCACCAACUACCAUGAGUUCUACAUGGAGUUAGAUGGAAACAAUCAGGGCAUGGAGUGUCUAAGGCUCCUUAAUGAGAUCAUAGCUGAUUUCGACGAGCUAUUAGGAGAAGAUCGUUUCGGUGCCAUUGAUAAAAUCAAAACGGUUGGAUCUACUUACAUGGCUGCUGUCGGGCUGAUACCAGAUAAGAAAAUGACCGAUGACACGAGCACACGGAAACAUAUGGCCAACUUAGUAGAAUUUGUGUUCUCAAUGAGAGACAAACUAAAAGAUAUAAACGACAAUUCCUACAAUAACUUCAUGCUUCGUGUUGGUAUAAACGUUGGACCAGUGGUAGCUGGUGUAAUCGGCGCUAGGAAACCUCAGUAUGAUAUCUGGGGCAAUACAGUUAAUGUAGCCUCUCGGAUGGAUUCUACUGGGCUACCGAACCACACCCAAGUUACUGAGGAGGUAUAUCAGGUGUUGAAGGACAUGCCUUAUCAAUUUGUAUGCAGAGGAAAAGUAAAAGUGAAGGGAAAGGGCGAAAUGACUACUUAUUUCUUGACCGACAGAGCACCUUCUAACGGAAAUCUGCAUAAUCCGUCUAAUGGUCAACCUCAAAAUCCACCUACGGCUUAUGGCGGCGUAGCAACACCUCUAGCGAUGUUACAAAACUCAGCCCGAAGAACGGCCACCCAACCAUCUAGACUACCUCCCGUUCGAGAAGCCUCGGUAGCGGGUGAGAACGAACCACUUUUGCCAUCCAACGGCUAUCAUAAUGGCAACAAUCACAAAGGCAGCAAAGGACAGAAUAAGGAGUCCGAAGAUACACCUCCUCCUCCACCUCCCCAUGGCAUAAAUGGAAAUCCUCGUUGGCCUCCCCCUAGAGCGUUAGUACCACCUUGGCCAAGACCACAAGAGACACGACCUCCGGCCGUACAUAAGAGAAGGCCUCCUGCGAGACUUCCCAGACCACGGUCUAGUGAAAGCCUACCAUUAGCUAGAAGUCCGAGAGUGCAUUCCUCUGCUGAUGAGUUGAGUUCCCUUACCCGUUCCCCUAGUCUUAGUUCCUCAGAUGAAAGUUACUCACGAACAACUGAUGCCUCUCCUUCCCCUCCGCGACCAACCCCAUGGCUACCACCUCACCGACCUCAACGAAAUGAUCCUAACCCCUCAUACGACUACCCACCCGUCCGUUUAAACAAACCGACUCCAAACUUUAUUAAUGAAAUUUAUGCGAAACAUAAAUUAAAUAAAAAACCGUCACUGGACGAUAAAAUCCUAGACGGGAACUUCGGUUUUCAAAAAGAGGAAGAGAAACUGCAGAGGAGCAUAAUAAAUAUGCUUCAAGCUUCGGUUAAGAGAGACAGUUGUUGUCAGACUGAUAAAAAGGAUGUACCUCAUCGAUUUACCCAAAGAACCAGUUCAUUCUCGAGUUCAGGAAGUAGACCGAAUAAUUUGAAACAUUUGAAUCACGAUAGCAGAGAAGUUUUCACUAAGAGAAGUCCGUCGGAUGUAGCCUGCGUACCGCCAUUCGAAAGAGAGAUUCAAAGACUGCUCGAAGAUAAAAAUCUCAUUAAAUUAAACUCGCCCAAAUCUGAGAGGAAGGAAUUGAAACUAGAAUUAAGGUCACCCCACUCUUCAAUGGAGCUUCGUAAUAACAACAAUAACAGUAGUCCACUACACGCGGUUGGUCUUGCGGCUAUUACUCAGCUGGUUCGCCGUGAACCGAGUCCAUCUCGACCACGCCCUCCCCCCUCACGACCCUCCCCUCUCAAACCCUCCGCGGACUUCCCCGGCGUCCUACCCACAGAUGUCAUCGUAGAACUACCUUCGCCUACGCAUAAAGCGGAACAGAAUACCGGUGUGCAAGGUUCUAGAAGUUCGGAGAUGACAUCUUCCAAAGAUAAACAGGAGAAGGAAGUACAGGACAGACUUACUCGGAUUGCCACCUCAAACCAUAGAGAAAUGGGUCUAUACGGGGAGAGUCAGUCCGAAUGGAGUUCGUCGUGUUCGGAGGGCGAGGGUGAGGGGGACGGGGGUCAGCCGGAGAGCACAGGUUAUACAACCGAUGACCCCGCACUGGAGAAUGUGUCCAUGCUGAACGAGGCUGGACUGACUGACGCGGAGGCGGCCCUCAGCGAUGUAAACUCUUGCUACCUGGACCGUGACGAUGACGUGUCUUCCCGCGCUUCCUCUCGUCUACUCGACUCCGAGGCGCUAGUGUCGCUGGAGUCCCUCAGCGCCAUCUAUGAUUCGGACGAGCCGGCUCACCGCUAUCUCGCCAAUAUACGCACCGUCAGCGAAUCCAUUACACGGAACUUCGGCCAGCCCGCACACGUCACUGACGAGAGCGACGUCUAACUGUUUACGAACUGUUCAAACGUCGAUUCCUUCGUUUAGUUGGUAGUUCACUGCUGACUCGAUCGUUUAGCUCUGCCGCUGUAUGAACCGCUGACGUGCCUGAAUGUCCGAAGCUCGUGUGUUCUCUAUAUUAUAUAAAUUGUCAAUAUGUACCUAUAAAUAAACAAAUACACUGUAUAUUAUUCAUUGUACAUUCACGAGUGCCAUUUAAUGGAUGCUCGAAUCAUCUAGAAGUACGCGGUGAUCUCUACAAUUAUAAGGUGCUCUGAUUUAGAAUUAUUUGUUGUUUGUCUUGUGAUAGAUGUCGUUAUUUCAUUAUGACCGACCAAUAUCUGUUAACAUCAGUGCUUAGAGUAAGGGCUGGCCCCUGGACUGUAUUUCUAUUGAAGUCACUGGAGAUGUCUAUUGUAUGCGUGAUUGGAAACUGGAAUGGUUGGAAUAGAAAUGUAUUACUACUGCAUUUGAAUAUAUAACUAUUGUUACCACAGUCUAUGUACGUCUGAUAUAUUGUAAACGGUAAACCUUUUGUUUAACCAUUAUAUAGUAAUUUUAAAUUUUAAUAAUUUCCUUGUCUUGAGUCUAGUCACUCCACACUGAAUUCGAUGUAUUCGUUUAUUUAUUAGCGCACGUCAGAUAUUCCUGUGUUUCAAAUUAUUACCAAAAAAAAAAAUCCGAGUAGUUUUUGGACUAGAACGUUAUUGCCAUAUAAAAUUAUUGAUUGUAGCAAUUUUUAUCAUCAAAAUUCAAAAAAAAAUGAGAUCGUUAACCAACAUAUUUUUUAAAGUCUAUAGGUUUCUUGUAUAAGUUCGUUUAGAUGUUUAAAAAAUGUUGUUACCUUCACAUUUUAUAGUUCAUAGAAUAAAGUACAACCAUAUUACACAGUAUAGAAUAUUUGUUGUAGAAUAUUCUCCGGUUUAUUAAAAAGUUCUAUUAUAAAAUUAAUAGUAAAUUAUACGUCAAUUUUGAUGAUUAUAUUCGUAAGUUAAAAAAAAAAAAUUGGAUAUAAUACUUCCCAUUACGUCAAAUCCUGUUUUUUUGUUUAAAUCAUUUACGUACUUAAUUUCAAUAACAUAUUUGUUUCAGCGAUCACUUUCUCCUUAUUUCAUUACGCUUCAUUUCAUUAAUCGAGACAACGUAUAAUUUUUAUUUAUUAAUAUCUGGAUGGUGUGCUCUCUGAGAUCUAGUGGGUUGUUGAUCUUUGUAAAUAUUGUUAAACACUCGUCUAACAUAAGUAGUGUAUCAUGCUGUGAAGAUAUAUCUUAUUUUUGGAAGGGAUCUCUUAUUUGCAAUCGGUAUUUUAAUUACUUAAAUUUCUCUCUUUAAAAUGUUUAAGUAUAGUGCCAAACGUUUUAAGCACACGCUUAUCUAUUUCUUAUUUAAUCUGUCAAAUUAUAAGUUUUUCAGUUCUUAAGUAUUAUUAGCGAUGUUUAUCUUUUGAUUGUUAUAAUGAACGAAUUUCGAUACAUAUAAAAAAAAAUAUAUAAUCUGUAGUUGAUGAUGAAGAUAAAAAUUAUAAAGUAGAAAUACCUUAAAUGUACAAAUUGUUUAGCAAUUUGAUGACUUUCAAAUCAUACGUAACGUUUUAUUUAUGUAUUGCGGAAAAAUGUGAAUGAAUAUAGUUUAGGUUUACAAAUAGUUCUGUUUCUAAAAAUUAUAAUCUAGAUAAAAAUAUGAGUCAAUUGAAACACUUCAGACAUUUUCAUACUGUAUAAUAAGUUUUGAAUGGUAACCAAAUAUGUCAUUAUUUAUCAAUUAUUUUCUGUAUAUAUUAUACAUUAUUGCUGCAUAUUUAAGACUUACAUAUUUUAUUUAUUUUAAUUCAACUAAGCAAUAUUAAUUACACAUUAUUAAAGUGAUUUACAUAACCUCAAA
Molecule: messenger RNA, 7384 nt
Organism: Danaus plexippus (monarch butterfly)
Lineage: Eukaryota; Metazoa; Arthropoda; Insecta; Lepidoptera; Nymphalidae
Product: Ca(2+)/calmodulin-responsive adenylate cyclase-like
Biological process (GO): cAMP biosynthetic process; adenylate cyclase-activating G protein-coupled receptor signaling pathway; intracellular signal transduction
Cellular component (GO): plasma membrane
Molecular function (GO): adenylate cyclase activity
Source: RefSeq, a predicted model, not a curated record